AUGACAGAGCAAAGGUCUGCAGGUAUUCUCCACCCGUGUCACAGUGCUUCUAGUCACUCUCUAAAUAUCCCGCGAGAAGACGGCAGAUCUGUCGAUAUUGAAGCGGGCCAUGAUACAUAUUCCUCAGACUUCGAGGAAACCAGCCACCCGACACCUCCUGACGGAGUUGAUGAAUGGGCUCGCUGCUGCGAGCUUCCAGAGUCUCAGUGCCCACCUCCAAGUGUAUGCCAAUCGGAUGGCUGCGUUGAUAACGAUGGGCUGGGUGACUCUGUCAGGCAGGAGACCAGCAUUGAGCGCCAGAACCUUCGCGAACCCAAGAUACCCCCGUUAGCAUACAUUCGCAACAAGAUCAAGGUUGGAAAAGAUAUUUGCCCCCAGACUGUCGAGUCCCAAGUCGCUGCGUUCCGAGCCUGGACAAAGCCGCACCGAACGAAUGAGUAUAUAAAUCCUGGAGAAUAUCGUGGAUUCUGGAAAUGGAUUGCGCGCUGUCUGACCUUUUACAUCCCUUCUUGGUUUCUCAAGAAGGCCCUGAAGAUGAACGAUCUCCGUCGCCGUCUUGCCUUCCGACAGAAAGUAUUCGUCUGCAUACUCGUUGCGGUCAUCUACAUGGUGCUGUGCUAUUUCCUCAUCAUCCAGCCCGUGGCCAGCUGCGUCGUCAAGGUACACAUCGGUAUGUUUACUGCCCACGGCCAAUUCUGUAAUAUUGUGCGCCAUGUAAUAUACAUAUAUGUCGGUAUGGGUGCUAUGUUUAUGCUGCUGGUGGCGCUCUGCGCUGCCCGCAUUCGCUAUAAAGGCCGUUCUUUCGAAGAGCGUGACGACUUGGUUAUUAUGCAUGUACCCUGCUAUAAUGAGAACGAAUACGUACUCCGAAAAACAAUCGACUCUUGUGUCUCGUCGACGUAUGCGAAAAAGCGGAAGCUUCUUUUUAUUGUGGCGGACGGGACAGUGACAACCCCUGAGCACAAGGCGACUUACAAGAUUUUGUUGGAGGAUAUCUUCGACCACAAAGCAGAGCUAGCAGCCGAAAUUGAGACCAGAUCCAGGCCGUAUCCAUCAUUCAGCGAGGACGGAACGUCGGAAAACUUCGCUGCCUGCUUCACAGGCUUCUUCCGAGAAGUGCCCUACGUGAUUGUCGUCAAGAUUGGACGAGACGAUGAACAGGGGCAGCCAAAGCCUGGUAACAGAGGGAAGCGCGAUUCGCAACUGCUUGUGUACAACUUCCUGCACUUUGCCAACUACCGUGCAGGCUGGAGCCCACUGUUCGAGAACAUGGAGUACCAAAUCCGCGAGAAUCUGGACAUGGAUGCUCGGGAUGCCAUGUACAUGCUCGUCGCCGACUCCGACACAGAAAUUCAACCGACGGGCAUUUCGUAUCUCGUCCACCAGCUCGCCAAAGAUCCAACACUCGUCGGUGUGUGCGGCUACACCGGAGUGAACAACCCGGUAGACAGCUUUGUCGCCUGCAGCCAAGUGUUCGAGUACUGGCUGACGCACGCUGUGCUGAAGGCAUUAGAGAGUGUCUGCUCGAAUGUCCUCGUGCUUAGCGGUUGCUUCACUAUCUACCGACUGAAAUGGCCAAACAACCAGCCCGCUAUCUUGCUCGCGACGCUGCUCAAGGAUUAUGCGGGAAGCCAUGAGAAGACCCUACACGAGCACAACCUGCUAUCGAUUGGCGAAGAUCGCUAUUUAUCAACGCUGGCAAUCCGGUACUUUGGCUCUGACUGUCGACUGCGAUAUUUUGCUGCCGCCCAAUGUACCACGACUGUGCCUCACACCGUCUCUAUGCUCAUUGAUCAGCGCCGGCGAUGGACGAACUCCCUGAUCCACUGCCAUUUUUCUCACCUUAACGUUCUCCCUUUCGAAGCAUCAGUCUGGAUUCAAUGUAUGUUGAUCUUUGUCAUCGGCUGCGAACUCUUCAUGGUGUUUGUCCUGCCUCUGGCACUGCCCGCGGGCGUCGUGCUCGCCGUAAUCGCACUAUUGCUAACUCCGUAUACAUGGGCCAUACUGCUUGGGUUUUGCCUCGUACCCGUGGUGCUAUGUAUUUGCUGCAAUGACUGGCGAUAUAUUCCGUUUUACAUCCCGUUCUUCCCCAUGAUCGCAGUCUUUAGUAUCUGGAUACCGCUGUACUCAAUGUGGAAGCAAGACAACAUCAAAUGGGGCAAGACGCGUGAUCAAAACCCAUAG
Molecule: messenger RNA, 2184 nt
Organism: Aspergillus versicolor CBS 583.65
Lineage: Eukaryota; Fungi; Ascomycota; Eurotiomycetes; Eurotiales; Aspergillaceae
Exons: 1
Coding region: 1-2184 (727 amino acids)
Cellular component (GO): cell septum; cell periphery
Molecular function (GO): chitin synthase activity
Source: RefSeq, a predicted model, not a curated record